AUGACUCUGGUACCGCUUGAAUCUAACCCUGAGUUUAUCCAUAAAAUUGGCGUACCGGCAAAAUGGAAACUGAGUGACGUCUACGGGCUGGACGAACCAUUAUUGGCAAUGGUACCUAAGCCGGUUUUAGCUUUAAUUUUACUCCUGCCAGAAACUGAAAAAGCAAAAGCUUACGCAGCAGAAUUGGAAUCUAAGAUAAAAGCAGAGGGAAAAGAGCCACCGAAAAAUAUUUUUCAUAUGAAACAGUGUGUGACAAAUGCUUGCGGAACUGUUGCUUUAAUUCACUCCAUUCUCAAUAAUCUUGACCAAAUUGAUUUAAACGAUGGAGCUUUGAAGAAUUUCUACGAAGAAGCCAAAGAUUUAUCAUUCGUUGAGCGCGGUGAAUUAUUAAUGAAGGAAACCAAUGAAAUAAUUGAUGCUCACAAACAAUUAGCUAAAGAAGGACAAACUCAAGCACCUCCAGAAGACGAGCCAGUUGUUCAUCACUUCGUAGCGUUUGUUGAAAAAGAUGGAACACUUUACGAGCUUGAUGGAUGCAAGUCAGCGCCAAUAAACCAUGGUCCAACAACCAAGGAAGCUGUUUUGGAUAACGCUGCUAAAGUUUGCAAGGAAUACAUGGCUCGUGAUCCUGGAGAAGUUCAUUUUACAAUGAUGGCUCUGGUAGCCAAUUAA
This is a messenger RNA of Cotesia congregata, 672 nucleotides long. Lineage: Eukaryota; Metazoa; Arthropoda; Insecta; Hymenoptera; Braconidae. The record is from the annotation of a GenBank genome assembly.